Molecule: messenger RNA, 916 nt
Organism: Helianthus annuus (common sunflower)
Lineage: Eukaryota; Viridiplantae; Streptophyta; Magnoliopsida; Asterales; Asteraceae
Product: gamma-glutamylcyclotransferase 2-3
Exons: 9
Coding region: 164-730 (188 amino acids)
Biological process (GO): glutathione catabolic process
Cellular component (GO): cytoplasm
Molecular function (GO): gamma-glutamylcyclotransferase activity; glutathione specific gamma-glutamylcyclotransferase activity
Source: RefSeq, a predicted model, not a curated record
AUGAAAAAUGUAAUUACUCUGAAGUAAAUGAAAGAUAGAUAAAGAGGACGGCUUUUGUUGAGGAUGGGCGUUAGUAAAUGAGUUUGAUUUGAGUAGAACGUGGUUUUGGAUCUCACAUUUGUUGUACCUCGGCAAACCCUCGUCGAGCACAGCCGGGCAUCUAAUGGCGGCGAUGUGGGUAUUCGGGUACGGUUCUCUCAUCUGGAAAGCAGGAUUUCACUAUGAUGACCGCCUUGUUGGUUUCAUCAAAGACUAUCGUCGUGUCUUCUAUCAAGGAAGUACCGACCACAGAGGCACUCCAGAGUAUCCAGGAAGAACUGUAACUUUGGAACCUGCACCCGGGGAGCUUUGUUGGGGCGUUGCCUACAAGGUGUCGAGGAAGGAAGAUCAAGAAGUUGCAUUAACGUAUCUAGAAGUGAGGGAGAAGCAGUAUGACAAGAAGGAGUAUGUUGAUUUCUUCACUAAAGAGACGGGGGGUUCAUCAGCGGCUGUUACGGGGGUAAUGGUAUAUAUAGCAUCUCCGGAUAAGGCCAAUAUCAACUACUUGGGACCCGCUUCAGUUGAAGAGAUAGCCAAGCAAAUUGUUCACGCAGAAGGGCCCUCUGGACCCAACCGAGACUACCUUUUCAACCUUGAAAAGACGCUGCUACAAAUGGGAUGCAAGGAUGAACAUGUUAUGAAGAUUGCAGAUGAAGCAAGAAAAUUGAUCCAAGGAGCGAAUUCCAGUUAAUAUAAUUAGUUAAAUAAUCGAUUCAUAUUGUUGAGCAUCACUUCACAUUCUCAAACAAUAUCAUUCUUGUUAUCAAUGAAUUGCAUGUAUAAGUGAUCAAGAAACUCCCUACUUAUUAUAUAUUCUUUUCUGCUAAAAACUAUAAUGAGCCAGAAUUUGGGCCCAAAAGUUAACUACUUUAACUUA